AUGACAUUGUCGAUUCCAGUUUUUGACCGUCUGGGGGGUCAAAAUGAACUUGCACUCCCUACCUACGAUGAAUUUUUUGAGGGCUAUCUCAGACCAAAUCGCCCCUGCUUACUGACGCUUCCUCUCAACCCCGCUUUUUAUCAAUGGACAGUCCCAGACCCAACCUCCAGCUCCGACCUGUCCACAAGGAGUGCUAACCGAAAACCCAACUAUGGCUUUUUGAAGGCAAAGUAUGGUACCUCCACUGUCCACCCAACCGGUGCCGAUGCGCCUAUGGACUUCAAACAAUUCCUCGUGCGAAUGGAACAAGGCGACAACAGCAUGUACUUGAAGGACUGGCAUUUUGUUCUGGAACAUCCAAAUGUGGGAGCAAAUGCUGUUUAUGAGGUGCCGUUAUGGUUUGGAGAUGACUGGUUGAAUGAAUUUCUGGAUGAUCAAGGAGGAAAAGAUGACUACCGAUUUGUAUAUAUGGGGGCUUCAGGAACAUGUACCCCACUCCACGUCGAUGUAUUUACUUCCUACUCAUGGAGCGCAAACCUAUGCGGAACUAAAAAAUGGACGUUCUUUCCACCCUCGCAAGCACACUUUUUCACCACAUUCCCGGGCUGUUCCAUAACCGAUCUUCGUCUGAUAUCACCAGAGACACAUCCAACCUAUUACACCACCACAACCCCAAUAACUGUUUACCAGCAUCCAGGCGAGCUCAUCUUUGUACCCAGCGGAUGGUGGCAUCAAGUGGAAAACAUUGGCGAAACCAUUUCGAUCAACCAUAAUUGGUGCAACGCCUGCAAUCUUCAAGAUAUUUACCGGAAUCUAGCGUCAGAUCUCGCAUAUAUACGGGAAUCCAUUGCAGAGUUUAGAGACGAGAUGGGAGAGGAUGAAUGGAGCGAGCAUUGUCAGUCGAUGCUCAAGGCGAAUAAUGCCGGGUUUGGAUAUGACCAACUUUGGCAUUUUUGCCAGUUUCAUGCAAAGAGGCUGAUGCGAUUGCUGGCAGAACCGACUCAUGAUAUUGCUGCUUCUCCUUGGGAAACCCCAAAAUGCAUCCUGUUUUCUGUUGGCGUCCUGUUAGAGGUUUGGCAAACCUUGGUGGGGGAUGAGUGGGCGCAGUGGAAGCUGAGCCGGGAGGAGAUUGAUUUGACGACAUUGGAAGACUUGAAGAGAACAUAUAAAAGCACUGCAGGUAGCAGAUAGAUGUUCCAUCCAACCAUAAUUUUAUUCCAGUUUGUGGCAAACACACCAGAAUGAAACCGCAACUAAAAUAUAAACAUCAAACCUAUAAUUAUCUG
Messenger RNA from Spizellomyces punctatus DAOM BR117, 1286 nucleotides. RefSeq lists its product as uncharacterized. Gene Ontology annotation, biological process: positive regulation of translational termination; negative regulation of gene expression; protein hydroxylation. The coding region runs from base 1 to 1191 and encodes 396 amino acids. The transcript is spliced from 2 exons. The record is from RefSeq and is a predicted model, not a curated record. Lineage: Eukaryota; Fungi; Chytridiomycota; Chytridiomycetes; Spizellomycetales; Spizellomycetaceae. Gene Ontology annotation, cellular component: cytoplasm; nucleus. Gene Ontology annotation, molecular function: sequence-specific DNA binding; histone H4R3 demethylase activity.